Molecule: messenger RNA, 1332 nt
Organism: Chelmon rostratus (copperband butterflyfish)
Lineage: Eukaryota; Metazoa; Chordata; Actinopteri; Chaetodontiformes; Chaetodontidae
Product: solute carrier family 35 member D3
Exons: 4
Coding region: 1-1332 (443 amino acids)
Cellular component (GO): Golgi apparatus
Molecular function (GO): antiporter activity
Source: RefSeq, a predicted model, not a curated record
AUGGAUGUGUUUAAGAAACGGUUGUUGGGGAUUUCCGUGGCCGUUGCGCACGGCGUCUUCUCCGGCUCUCUGAACAUCUUGCUGAAGUUCCUCAUCAGUACUUAUCACUUCAACUUCCUGACGCUCAUCCAGCUGCUGACGAGCAGCACGGCGGCUCUCACCCUGGAGACCCUCCGGCGGCUGGGGAAGAUCGACAUCCCCCCGUUCAGCCUGCAGCUAUCCAAGGAGUUUGGCUCGGUGUGUAUCCUCUCCACGCUGCAGUCCACCCUCACCCUGUGGUCUCUGCGUGGCCUCAGCCUGCCCAUGUACGUCGUGUUCAAGCGCUGCCUGCCACUCUUCACGCUCAUCAUCGGUGUGUGCGUGCUGAGGAAUGGCGUGCCGUCCAUCGGCGUGGUGACCGCUGUGAUCAUCACCACCGCCGGAGCCGCACUGGCCGGUGCUGGCGAUCUCACUGGCGAUCCCUUCGGUUAUGUCACCGGCGUGCUGGCGGUCAUCAUUCACGCCUCCUACCUGGUCCUGAUCCAGAAAACCAGCGUGGACAGCGAGCACGGGCCGCUCACAGCACAGUACGCCAUCGCUGUCAUGGCCUCACCGGUGCUUCUGGUGUGCUCCAUCAUCUCCAUGGACACCAUCAACAUGUGGACGUACGAGGGCUGGAAGGACCCCCACAUCACGGUCAUCUUCGUCUUCUGUGUCUUCAUCGGCUGCGCCAUGAACUUCACCACGCUGCACUGCACCUACAUCAACUCCGCCGUCACCACCAGCUUCGUUGGCGUUGUCAAGAGCAUCGCCACCAUCACUGUCGGCAUGCUGGCAUUCAACGACGUUGCGCCGACCGGGUUGUUCAUUGGCGGCGUGGUGGUCAACACCGUUGGCUCCAUCACCUACUGCGUGGUCAAAUACUUUGAGACGAAGAAGAAGAGCUUGUACGACGACCUGGAGGAGGCUGGGAAGGAUGGUGCGCUACCUGGUGAGCCGUACCGAGAGAAACCGCCGCUGAACGGUGAUGGACCCACUGCUGGCUCUGAUCCAGGAAAGCCAGAGAUGGAGGGAGUGUUGAGCAGUGAUGGGAAGGAGGAGGCAGCGCCAACUGGAUUGCCCAACGGAGAGGUGUGGACAGGAGAUGGUGGAAAAGGAGAGGCAGGCGUGAACUCCCGCGUCAUGACGGAAAAGGAGGUGUUGGAGAUGCAGAGGGAGCACCUCCAAAGGGAGAACACCACCUCCAGUCCGCCAGUUAGUGACAGCUAUGUCGGUGUGUGGAGAUCCAUCAGACAUCUGCAGUUCAUGAAGAAAGACCCUUUGAUUGAAAACAUGGAGCAGCAGAGUCCGUAG